CGGCUCUGCGCCUCGGCGGGGCUGCGUGCGUGUGUCCCUGUCCGCGCUGCUGAAACGGGCUCUUCGAGGGAUCGGCGUCACAUGACUCCGCCUGCCCCUAGCCAGCGCGCAGACCGCCCGUCCCUCAGUUUGCUGGGGGAGGGUCGGGCGACAUCUCCCGGGGCCCCGGGGCUCUGCGGAGAGGAGAAGAGGUUCCAGCAAGGAAUGGUCCAUCUAGGUUCAAGAAACCCCAGCUCGGCGCCAGGUCCUGGAGUGUAGAUCUUGAGAGGGGUGGGUGGGGGAACAAGAGGGAGCGAUCCAGCGAGCGCCAGAGAGAGGCAGCGCGGCGCGCACCGACGAGGGGCUGCUGGGUGCCGCGCGGGGAAGAUGUAAGCGCGUGGGGUCUCGCUGGCCUCCGAGCACCAUGCAGAAAGGGAUCCGGCUGAACGAUGGCCACGUCGCGUCCCUGGGACUGCUGGCGCGCAAGGACGGCACGCGCAAAGGCUACCUGAGCAAGCGGAGUUCGGACAACACAAAAUGGCAAACCAAGUGGUUCGCGCUGCUGCAGAAUCUGCUCUUCUACUUCGAAAGCGACUCAAGCUCCCGGCCCUCGGGGCUCUACCUGCUGGAGGGCUGUGUCUGCGACCGCGCGCCCUCCCCCAAGCCCGGAGUCUCUGCUAAGGAGCCGGCGGAGAAACAGCAUUACUUCACAGUCAACUUCACCCAUGAGAACCAGAAGGCACUGGAGCUGAGGACUGAGGAUGCGAAGGACUGUGACGAGUGGGUGGCAGCCAUUGCUCACGCCAGCUACAGGACACUGGCCACGGAGCACGAGGCGCUCAUGCAGAAGUACCUGCACCUGCUGCAGAUAGUAGAGACAGAGAAGACGGUGGCCAAGCAGCUGCGACAGCAGAUCGAGGACGGCGAGAUCGAGAUCGAGCGACUGAAGGCAGAGAUUGCAUCCCUGCUCAAGGACAACGAACGCAUCCAGUCCACCCAGAUUGUCACCCCCAAUGAUGAGGACAGUGACAUCAAGAAAAUUAAGAAGGUACAGAGCUUCCUUCGGGGCUGGCUGUGCCGGCGGAAGUGGAAGACCGUCAUCCAGGACUACAUCCGGUCUCCCCAUGCCGACAGCAUGCGCAAGAGGAACCAGGUGGUGUUCAGCAUGCUGGAGGCCGAGGCCGAGUACGUGCAGCAACUGCACAUCCUUGUCAAUAAUUUUCUGCGCCCACUACGCAUGGCCGCCAGCUCCAAGAAGCCUCCCAUCACACACGAUGAUGUCAGCAGCAUCUUCCUGAACAGUGAGACCAUCAUGUUCCUACAUCAGAUCUUCUACCAAGGCCUGAAGGCUCGCAUCUCCAGCUGGCCCACCCUGGUGCUGGCCGACCUGUUCGACAUCCUGCUGCCCAUGCUCAACAUCUACCAGGAGUUCGUCCGCAACCACCAAUACAGCCUCCAGAUCCUAGCUCACUGCAAGCAGAACCGGGACUUUGACAAGCUUCUCAAGCAGUACGAGGCCAAGCCAGACUGUGAGGAGCGCACGCUGGAGACCUUCCUCACCUACCCUAUGUUCCAGAUCCCCAGGUACAUCCUGACACUCCACGAGCUGCUGGCCCACACACCUCAUGAGCACGUGGAGCGCAACAGCCUGGACUAUGCCAAAUCCAAACUAGAGGAACUGUCCAGGAUCAUGCACGAUGAAGUCAGUGAGACGGAGAACAUCCGGAAAAACCUGGCCAUCGAGCGCAUGAUCAUCGAGGGCUGUGAGAUCCUCCUUGACACCAGCCAGACCUUUGUGCGACAAGGUUCCCUCAUCCAGGUGCCCAUGUCAGAAAAGGGCAAGAUCACCAGGGGGCGCCUGGGAUCUCUGUCCCUUAAGAAAGAGGGCGAACGGCAGUGCUUCCUGUUCUCCAAGCACCUCAUCAUCUGCACCAGAGGCUCUGGAGGGAAACUGCACCUGACCAAGAAUGGAGUCAUAUCCCUCAUCGAUUGCACCUUAAUGGAGGAACCAGAAAACACAGAGGAGGAAGCCAAAGGAACUGCCCAGGACAUAGACCACUUGGAUUUUAAGAUCGGGGUGGAGCCAAAGGAUUCCCCGCCCUUCACAGUCAUCUUGGUGGCCUCAUCCAGGCAAGAGAAGGCAGCGUGGACCAGUGACAUCAGCCAGUGUGUGGACAAUAUCCGGUGCAAUGGACUCAUGAUGAAUGCCUUUGAAGAAAAUUCCAAGGUCACUGUGCCACAGAUGAUCAAGUCCGAUGCCUCCUUAUAUUGUGAUGAUGUUGACAUUCGCUUCAGCAAAACCAUGAAUUCUUGCAAAGUGCUGCAGAUCCGGUACGCCAGUGUGGAGCGGCUGCUGGAGCGGCUGACAGACCUUCGCUUCCUGAGUAUCGACUUCCUCAACACCUUCUUGCACUCCUACCGUGUCUUCACCACCGCCGUGGUGGUCCUAGACAAGCUCAUCACCAUCUACAAGAAACCCAUCAGUGCCAUCCCCGCCAGGUCACUGGAGCUCCUGUUUGCCAGCGGCCAGAACAAUAAGCUUCUGUACGGAGAACCCCCCAAGUCACCUCGUGCCACCCGCAAGUUCUCCUCACCACCACCCUUGUCCAUCAAUACGUCGUCUCCAAGCCGCAGGCGGAAGCUGUCCCUCAACAUCCCCAUCAUCACAGGCGGCAAGGCGCUGGACCUGGCUGCAUUCAGCUGCAGCUCCAAUGGCUUCACCAGCAUGCACUCACCCAUGUCUCCCUUCAGCAAGUCCACACUGGACACCAGCAAGCUCUGUGUGACCAGCAGUUUCACCAAGAAGACUCCAGACGAGACCGAUACAACUCCAGAGAAGCCUGAGGAGUCCUCAGCCCUUAGCAAGCAGAGCUCUGAAGUCUCUGUGAAGGAAGACUCUGAUGCUGACCAGAACCAGAGUGAUGACUGUGACACUGAGGCAUCACCUACCAAAUCUCCAUCAACACCAGCAUCAGUCAAAAGCAAAAACUCUUCAGAGUUCCCACUCUUUAACUACAACAACGGAGUCGUGAUGACCUCAUGUCGUGAACUGGACAACACCCGCAGUGCCCUCUCGGCCUCCUCUGCCUUUGCCAUAGCUACCGCGGGAGCCAACGAGAGCACCCCAAAGAAGGAGAAGUUUCAAUAUCGCAGGAUGUCCUUGGCUACCACAGGCCCUGCCAGUGCUAUCCUGCCGUCCUGGAGUCCCAUCCUCCCUCCCCAGUCCCCUUUGGUCCUUGGCCAAAUUCUACUCCAGGCAAAGAACGCCAACCGAGAGAGCCCUCGGCACCCACUUCCACAGCAACGGUUCCACACCAAAGCACUGCCAGGGUUUCCCCCUGACCAGAGAAAUGGCGACAAGGAGUUUGUGAUCCGCAGAGCGGCCACCAACCGCGUGCUGAAUGUGCUCCGCCACUGGGUUUCCAAGCACUCUCAGGACUUCGAAACCAACAGUAAGCUCAAAAGCAAGGUCAUCAGUUUCCUGGAAGAGGUCAUGCAUGACCCAGAGCUUCUGACGCAGGAGCGAAAGGCAGCGGCCAACAUCAUCAGGACUCUGACCCAGGAGGACCCAGGCGACAACCAGAUCACACUGGAAGAGAUCGCACAGAUGGCAGAGGGCGUGAAGGCCGAGCCCUUCGAAAACCACUCGGCCCUGGAGAUAGCAGAGCAACUGACCCUGCUGGAUCACCUCGUCUUCAAGAAGAUUCCUUAUGAGGAGUUCUUCGGCCAGGGCUGGAUGAAGGUAGAGAAAAACGAAAGGACGCCAUACAUCAUGAAAACCACCAAGCAUUUCAACGACAUCAGUAACUUGAUUGCUUCAGAAAUUAUCCGAAAUGAGGACAUCAAUGCAAGGGUGAGCGCCAUUGAGAAGUGGGUAGCUGUGGCCGACAUAUGCCGCUGCCUACACAACUACAAUGCCGUGCUGGAGAUCACCUCCUCCAUGAACCGCAGUGCGAUCUUCCGGCUCAAAAAGACAUGGCUCAAAGUUUCUAAGCAGACAAAAGCUUUGAUUGACAAGCUCCAAAAGCUUGUAUCGUCAGAGGGCAGAUUUAAGAACCUCAGAGAAGCUCUGAAAAAUUGUGACCCACCCUGUGUCCCUUACCUGGGGAUGUACCUCACUGACUUGGCCUUCAUCGAGGAGGGGACACCCAAUUACACAGAGGACGGCCUGGUCAACUUCUCCAAGAUGAGGAUGAUCUCCCAUAUUAUCCGAGAGAUUCGCCAGUUUCAACAGACUGCCUACAAAAUCGAACACCAAGCAAAGGUGACUCAGUACUUACUGGAUCGAUCUUUUGUAAUGGACGAAGAAAGUCUCUAUGAGUCUUCUCUGCGCAUAGAACCGAAACUCCCCACCUGAAGCUCACCCACCCUGCCCCAGCCGCUCCCGUGGACACCCGCUAUAUGAUAUUGUACAUAAUCGUUUGGUUCCUCCGGAUUUCUUCUUCAGUAUGUGCUUCUCCAAGAAUACAAAUCUGUUCUUGUUCUUAGAUUCCUGUAGAACCGGAAUAUGAAUUUCUGCACUGUCUCAGACUCUGCCCCACCCCCUGCGGAGCCUGUUCCUUCAAACAGCUGUACUCCCUGUCAGCUCUCCCAGGCCCUCACUCCAAUCAGAAGGGGAGACAGAGCCCACGUGACACAAGUCUCAAACUCCAACCCUGCUUCGUCCCUCCCAGCCCAGGCCCCUGGGUUAGCUCAGGCCACUCAGGCAUCCUCCCCAGCAUGUUCCAUGUAGUUGUUAUAACUGGGUGGGGGGAGGGGGAGGAGGGAGGGGGAAGUCAUACCUGCAAGUCCAGUCCUUGACACCUCUUCCUGCUGAUGGUGAUGCCAAUUUCCAAAGCAGCUUCUUCAGCCAGUACCGCAGGUCUCAACAGUCCCCAUUUGUGGAAUCCCAGUAAAUUUGGCUGGAAGGGAGUCCUCUCAGCUGAGAACCACGCCCCUUGCACCAAACGCCACCACUUCCGGCACCAUGCUGCCCUCUGCUCUAGGAUUAACACCAGAUAGCAUGAAAAGCAGACUCAGUAGAAGUGGACAGGGCCCUGGAACUUCUCUAGGAAAAUGGAAUCACUACACCAAGUCGUGGUGACUCUGGCCGACCUCUGCCCAGCCUCCAAUGGAAGUCAGGAACACACACACAAAAAAAAACAUCACUUCUCCUCUUUCAGCUGCCUGACAGUCACUACAAGCUUAUGUUGAGAUGCCCUGAGUCUGUAUACUUUGUGGUAAUUAGUCCCAUGACAUAGAAUUAGGAAAUCAAUAACCGAGUGUUUUUAUUGCAUAUACUGUAGUCCUGUCUAAAUGCCUUCUAGCAGGAAUAUAGUGAGGUAGUGCUUAUUCUGUGAAUAUUACCAUAAUUUUUUUUACAUUGUACAGUAGAGAGAACACUCAGACGUGGCAGGCAUGCUCCACUACAGCAGACAGACAACUUUUGCUGUAAGCAAUACCUAGCGGUAUGAGGAUUCUAUUUCAAGCCCUAAAAUAUUUCCACUCACAGCUUGUUUGGGAAAAAAAUUUUCCAUUUUUGUAAAAAUAUAUGUUUCCUGAUUACCUCUUGCUAAUAAAUCUAUUCUAUCUCAGGGUGAA
Molecule: messenger RNA, 5559 nt
Organism: Peromyscus leucopus (white-footed mouse)
Lineage: Eukaryota; Metazoa; Chordata; Mammalia; Rodentia; Cricetidae
Gene: Rasgrf1
Product: Ras protein specific guanine nucleotide releasing factor 1
Exons: 29
Coding region: 404-4336 (1310 amino acids)
Biological process (GO): positive regulation of GTPase activity; Ras protein signal transduction
Cellular component (GO): plasma membrane
Molecular function (GO): guanyl-nucleotide exchange factor activity; protein binding
Source: RefSeq, a predicted model, not a curated record